UAUAUUUUCCGAUAUUCAAGACUUUUGUAAAGUCGGGGAUAAAAAGAGUAAAUCUGCAAGUUGUGAUUGGAGGCCCUGAGACGCGUCACGUGGUUUGGGUCGCUGACAGCGUAAACCCUUGGAGCCGGGUGCGCACGUGGGUGACGCUGCAGGGCCAACCCUCUUCUGGGUCCCUUUUGUUGAACCAUCAAACAUAAGCACCUUUGGAGAUCCCGAGGGGUUCAGAUGAGAAACGGCCGUCAUCUUGCGCACGAAGCGAUCACUUGUCACGGGCGCAGUCAUGUCGAGGUCUUUUUACGUCGAUUCGUUAAUAAUCAAGGAUACGGUGCGACCUGGACCCGCUGAGCAUCCCGGACAAGACUUCCUCAUUCCCAUCAGCAUGCACUCUCCCGGCGUCAUGGCUGUCACCGCUCCGGUGUGUCCGUCCAGGAAGAACGGGACUUUCUGCGUUUGCCCGCUGUGCGUCACGUCCCACAUCCACUCGUCGCGAAGCGGCAUUCCCAUGCUGAAGAGUCAGUUCCCAGGAGCGGAGGCGCAGUACUGUCAGAGAAUCACGCAUCAACAGUCCGCGUCGCUCGCGCACCCUGGACACACGGCGGUCUGCACGCCCACCUUCAGCGUCACAGACCCCAGGAGAUACCACUGCCUUUCUAUUGGCGCCUCCGAGAACAGCCACAUCCAGAAUGGCAAGAGGAUGCGCACCGCGUUCACAAGCACGCAGCUCCUGGAACUCGAAAGGGAGUUUUCCACGAAUAUGUAUCUGUCGAGACUCAGGAGAAUCGAGAUCGCCACGUAUUUGAACCUGUCGGAGAAGCAGGUGAAGAUCUGGUUCCAGAACCGCAGAGUGAAGCACAAGAAGGAGGGCAAAGCCACGCAGAGGAGCGCGCACAGCGGUUGCAAGUGCACGAGCGGUCACACAGACUAUUCAAGGUCAGAGGACGAGGAGUCCCUGUCUCCGGCCUCUGCUUCGGAAGACAAAGAGGUGUCACCUAUCUGAGAGUAACUGGGAUGUCCAAAGUCCCGCUGUCGGCACUUACCCUGCUCUGCUCCAGUUGUGGGUUCACGCGAACCCUGAGCCACAAACGUCCCGCAUGAAGUUGUAGAGCAAAUCCAGAUCCUAUAAUUUACUUCAUGUUUAUCCUGCUGUAAAAAUUAAAGAAAACUGUGCGAAUAUAUCUUGAAAGUUGAAGUAUUUGGAAACAUGACCUACUGCACUGUUUGUGUAACGGCCUGAUGUGAUCUGAUCCCCUCAGGAUUCUCCCUCCAAAUACCAAUAAAUUAAACCUAGUGAAUGUGUCCUAUUAUUGUCCGUCAAUGAGGCCUGACCCGUGUGGAACCCGUGCACAACUACUUGUACAAUAUGUAUAUGUGUAUUUAUUGUAAUAAAUAUGAUGAGUCGA
Messenger RNA from Betta splendens (Siamese fighting fish), 1400 nucleotides. RefSeq names its product GS homeobox 2 (gene gsx2). Bases 281 to 997 code for a protein of 238 amino acids. Gene Ontology annotation, molecular function: sequence-specific double-stranded DNA binding; DNA-binding transcription factor activity, RNA polymerase II-specific. The record is from RefSeq and is a predicted model, not a curated record. Gene Ontology annotation, cellular component: nucleus. Gene Ontology annotation, biological process: regulation of DNA-templated transcription. NCBI's taxonomy places the organism in Eukaryota, Metazoa, Chordata, Actinopteri, Anabantiformes, Osphronemidae. The transcript has 2 exons.